UCGUCGGUCGUUUCCGAUCACAGGAAGAAGAACAACGCUUGAAUGGUUUGUUCAUAUCCCUGACCAGAAUCUGUAUUUGUUCUUCUUGGAAAAAUAUGGGUGAUCAACACAAGUUUUUGAAGAAACGAAAAAAGAAAGAGGCGCGAGAUGACUCAAAAGAACCGUCCAAGGAAGAAAACGAGAUUGGAAAAUAUCUGAGAUGGAACUGCCCUUCAAAGCCGUCCACGAUGAUGGGUGAAAAAGUUGAAUAUUUCAUCGGAUCUAAGGCAAUAGAUUGUCUGAUGGAUUCCAAGUGGGCCUCUGGCAAAGGAGGCACUGAGAUAUUGUUUACAGACCGGGAAUCUGUGGAGUUCUAUCUGGAUAAGCUGUUGAUUUUGGGGUUCUUUAAUCGUGUUGUUCGAAUAAAGAAAGUAAAGAAGACGAAAGAAGAAAAGGAAAAAGAAAAGGCAGAAAAAGAGAAGGAAAAGGAAAAUGACAAGGGGACUACAAAGGAGAAAGAUGAAUCUGAAGGCAAGAAAUCAAAGAAGAAACCUAAGAAGGAAAACUCAGAAGAGGGAAAAAAGGAUGACGAUACUACUGAGGAAAGAAAACCAAAAGCAACUGAGGGAAAUGGAGAUGGCGAGGGGAAAAAGAAGAGAAAGGUGAAAGUAAAACUGGAGCUACAUGAAGAUCAGAUAUUUGUUGACGAUGAUGACGAGGCUUAUGUGUGGAGGUUUGACCCCCUUCAUCCUAGGACUUUCAUCUUAGGAAUUUUGGUUGUGAUUGGUACCAUUGCCAUCUGUCUGUUCCCUUUGUGGCCCAGUAACAUCCGGGAGUAUGUUUGGUAUUUGAGUGUGUUGGCUUCAAUUGCUGUGGGCUCGAUUUUGGUUCUUGCCCUUUUGCGGUAUGUUUUCUUUGCAAUCGUCUGGGUUUUGACGGCAGGAAAGCACCAUUUCUGGCUUUUACCGAACCUUACGGAAGAAUGUGGCUUCUUUGAGUCUUUUGUUCCACUCUACACGCACGAAUAUAAAGGAAACAAGCCUGAAGAAAAACAACCUGAAAACGAAACGGAAAAAGACAAUGAGAAAAACGAAGAGGAGAAAGAGGACGAAGGGGAUGCAGCACAGGACAAGAAAGGCGAGAGCAGUGAAGAGAAAGAGAAAGAGCCUUGGGUCACAUUGACAGAAGAAGAAGUGGCUACAGCAAGAAGCGAAGUGGAUAAAGAUCUUGAGGAUUUAAAUGAUCCUUCAGUUUCUGAAGUGAAAUGCUGAAUAUUACUAUCAAAUAUUGGAUUUUAUUGUGUAUAAAGAAAAACUUAUGACUUGAAAUUACCAUACUGCUGACGUUACCAUUCAAAUAGCAUCAUUUGUUUGUUUAUUGCGAAAACGUUAUUGGGUAAUUAAUAAACUAAUUUGUUUGCGCGGUGCUGUUAAUGAGAGAAAAUCACUUUUAUUUACUUCUGCGAGGAAGAAUUCAUUUUGAGGGGCAAUUGGCGACUUAUUAGAAAGUGUAACAUUUCCAGACAGUUGUUGCAUUUGUUCAUUUGCGUUUCAACAGUUUGUUUUCUUUCAUUGUAUGAAAAAGUUAUUGAAUAUAUUUCUGUGGAAUACGUAGAAUUAAAUGUCCAAAUAUACGAAUGUAAUUAAAAUAUUUAACUGCGUGCUGUGUUUUUUUUUUAUUUGUUUCAUUCAUAGGAAUAGCUGUGCUCGUAGUGCGGUAGCAGAAGUACCCACUUUUGAACGAUGUUGUAAGCAGUGGAUGUGAUUGUGAUGUAAUACUGGAGUAACUGAAAGAUAAAUUAAAGUUGGAUAGAUUCA
This is a messenger RNA of Pocillopora verrucosa, 1796 nucleotides long. RefSeq names its product translocation protein SEC62-like. The record is from RefSeq and is a predicted model, not a curated record. Gene Ontology annotation, biological process: post-translational protein targeting to membrane, translocation. Gene Ontology annotation, cellular component: endoplasmic reticulum membrane; endoplasmic reticulum. NCBI's taxonomy places the organism in Eukaryota, Metazoa, Cnidaria, Anthozoa, Scleractinia, Pocilloporidae.